This is a messenger RNA of Fusarium vanettenii 77-13-4, 714 nucleotides long. RefSeq lists its product as uncharacterized. Gene Ontology annotation, molecular function: oxidoreductase activity. Lineage: Eukaryota; Fungi; Ascomycota; Sordariomycetes; Hypocreales; Nectriaceae. The transcript has 2 exons. Bases 1 to 714 code for a protein of 237 amino acids. The record is from RefSeq and is a predicted model, not a curated record.
AUGAGUCUUGCCGGUCAGGCCUUCGUCGUUACAGGCGGAGCAUCCGGGAUUGGGAAAGCAAUCGUCAAAAAACUCCUUGAAUUGUCAGCCAAGGUCUAUGCUCUCGAUCUAUCCGAGAUUCCGAUCCACUCAUCCACUCCUGGGGAGCUAGUACCGUUCUCAAAAGUCGAUGUUUCUUCACGAGCAAGUGUCAAGUCCGUUUUCGACAAAAUCUCACCCCUAGACUCGGAGCUCCGAGGCUUGGUCAACUGUGCUGGUAUCCUACGCCCUACAGACGGUUCUGAGAAGUCUGAUGAAAGCUUCCGCUUACUUUGGGAUGUCAAUGUCAUGGGAACAUGGAACACGAACACAGAAUUCCACAACUUUCACCGACCGGCGAGUAUUGUCAACUUGGGGUCCAUGGCGUCGGUCAGGGGUAUCCAUGGACUUUCGGGAUAUGUUGCCAGCAAGCAUGCCGUGCUUGGCCUCACUCGCACAUUUGCUCAGGAAUGGGGACCUGAAGCGUUCAGGGUCAACGCUGUGGCCCCAGGAGCUGUAAAUACGCCAAUGAUACAGGGGAUGUCGGGAGACGAUUCGCAUAAUGCAGCAUACAAAGGUGCUUUCAAGAGCCUAUCGGAACCUGAGGAAAUCGCGGACGUAAUUCUGUACCUUCUGGGAGACGGUUCGUCGUCAAUCAGUGGGCAGCUGAUUGAAGUCAAUGGCGGAUGGCCUUAG